Messenger RNA from Armigeres subalbatus, 850 nucleotides. Its product is annotated as zinc finger protein 22-like. Bases 96 to 830 code for a protein of 244 amino acids. The record is from RefSeq and is a predicted model, not a curated record. Lineage: Eukaryota; Metazoa; Arthropoda; Insecta; Diptera; Culicidae. The transcript has a single exon.
CGUGGUUUAAAUAAUCCAUGCUGGGAUGCAUUUCAUCAUUCAAGUCAGGUGCUCAGACAACUAAGUGUUGGAACUUCAUACUGUAAACCAAUAACAUGGAUAUGGACAUUCAAAAUCAUCAAAUGGAACUUCAACCAACCGUUUCGCCAACAUCCGAGGAGUUUAUUUCACUUCACGGGUGGAUGCUCUCCCAUCUAAAUCUACAAAAGAUAAUUUCUUCGGAGUUCUCCGCUGAACAAAAUUGCAAAAAUGUUCUGGAUUACAUCGAUAAUUUCCCUUGGUCAUCGGAUAAGAAAGAAAUCACCGAGAACGCAAAUGUCCUACUGCCGGCAACGCCCUGUCUUUCACCACCGGAUUCUUCGUCGUCAACGUCAGAUCAAGAACCAGCGAAAGAAAGUGUUACGCCGAAUAACCAAAUGACGAAAAUGCCUGCCACAUUCGACAAACGACGGUUCAAGCUCUACAAGAACAGUGAGUUCAGUUGCCAGCCAUGUGGCAGAAACUUCGGAACUAAAGGCAGCUAUACCCAGCACUGUAAGGCACACCAUUCGGGACCAUUGGACCAUCGGUGCGGUAACUGCGGAAAGCGAUUUCCCACUGAGGCGAAGAUGAAGCUGCACGAGAGACUCCAUACCAUGAAGGAUAAACCGUUCAAAUGCGACAAGUGUUCAAAACAGUUCAUCUACAGUCACGACUUGAAGCGCCACGAAGUGAAACGCCACGGUCAAGGAAAUUGUUAUGUUUGCAAGGUCUGUGGACUGAAGCUUACCAGACCGGAUGCCUUGGCGCUGCAUGAGAUUAGCCACAAAAAGAAGACAGGAUAUAGAUAAGUUUUUUAUUGUUACCUAUU